Messenger RNA from Leptopilina boulardi, 4954 nucleotides. It is a transcript of the gene Unc-115a, whose product is annotated as actin-binding LIM protein 3. The coding region runs from base 397 to 2874 and encodes 825 amino acids. Gene Ontology annotation, biological process: lamellipodium assembly; cytoskeleton organization. Gene Ontology annotation, molecular function: actin filament binding. Gene Ontology annotation, cellular component: actin cytoskeleton. NCBI's taxonomy places the organism in Eukaryota, Metazoa, Arthropoda, Insecta, Hymenoptera, Figitidae. The transcript is spliced from 16 exons. The record is from RefSeq and is a predicted model, not a curated record.
GUCGGUUCGCGUUUCAACUGAUGAGGAUCAUUCGGUUCUUCCUUAAACCAAUUGAAUUAAAAAUUAAUCUCAAUUUCUAUUAUUUUCUCAUGCGAGAUAAAAGUUAAAAGUGAAAAGGUGUUAUAAACAUUUUAAAUAAUAGAUAUUAAUGAAUAAUUUCAAAUUUUAAAUUAUAAUUUAUAACAAAAAUUAAAUUCUAUAUUGUAAAUUUGUAUUAUUUAUGAAUUAAUUUGAUUUUAGUGAUAUAUCAUCUGAAAAUUAUUUUUAGUCUACAAAAAGAGAUUGGUUUCGAUUAUUAUUGUUAUAAAUUAUUAUAUUAGUGAAAAUUGGAAUAUUGUGCUGUGUGCCAAUUCAGAGUGAAAAAUUACUCAAUUUGUAUAAAUUUUUGGUGGAAUAAUGAAGCCGAAAAAGAAUGAAAGCUUAAUAAUGAGUGAAAAAAAUGGGGUCAUGAGCGAUCCCGGCCCCGAGACACAUCUUAAACAACAAAAGCAAAUAAAAAAGGGAAAGACCUUCUGUCAGUCUUGCAAGAAGAAAUGCAGCGGAGAAGUAUUACGUGUACAAGAUAAAUACUUUCACAUCGCGUGCUUUAAAUGUGCGCAAUGCAAUUCGAGUCUCGCGCAGGGUGGAUUUUUUGCAAGAGAAGGUUCCUAUUAUUGCACGAAGGAUUAUCGCGAGAAAUGGGGUACGAAGUGCGCUGGUUGUGGGGAAUACGUUGAAGGCGAUGUAGUUACUGCCGGAGAAAAACACUCGUUUCAUCCAAAUUGUUUUCACUGUCAGAGAUGUAGAAAACCUCUUUUAGGACAAGGAACUAAAGUUACUUUAGUUCAAGGGCAAGCUUUGUGUCAUCGAUGCGUCAGUAUUCCGAUACGUGAAGCAUCAACUCCAGUAGGUAAUUCGCAGGCUACAGGUAAUGGAUCUAAUGAUCCUGGAGCAUGCGCUGGUUGCAGGCAACAAUUACGAGAAGGUCAGGCCUUGGUUGCGCUUGACCGACAAUGGCACGUCUGGUGCUUCAAAUGUCAUAGCUGCGAUACCGUUCUUCACGGGGAGUACAUGGGAAAAGAUGGGGUGCCUUAUUGUGAGAAAGACUAUCAAAAGCAAUUUGGCGUUAAAUGUGCCUACUGCAAUCGAUACAUUAGUGGAAAGGUACUUCAGGCUGGUGAAAAUCAUCAUUUUCAUCCAACAUGCGCGAGAUGCACAAAAUGUGGUGAUCCUUUCGGCGAUGGUGAAGAAAUGUACUUGCAAGGUGCUGCAAUUUGGCAUCCACGAUGUGGUCCCGGUCCCACCGGUUCCAAUGGAAUUGUCAAUGGUCAUGGUGAACCUCACACACCACAACAUAGAGAAUCCGAACGUAUUUCCAGCAGUGCUUCGGAAAUGCAGUUUUCAUUGAGGUCACGCACGCCAAGCCUGAAUGGAUCUCUGUGCAGCCCUUACAGCAGCCUCAGUCGCAAGUACUAUCCAGCGAGAACCGGAAGUCCUGGCUUGAUACUGCGAGAAUAUGGACGCGGUGGUCCUGAAGACGUUUCUAGGAUUUAUACGUACUCGUACUUGACUGAAACUCCUAGUCAAGGAUAUUUGAGACGUCCAAUACAACCCUAUGAUAAACCUCCCACGAGUCCUCAUUUUCACCGACCAAGCUCUUCGCGUUCGAUAAGAAGUAGCGGUGGACGAAGCAGUCGAUCUGGAAUGAGAGCAUUAGUUGAUGCACUUAGCGAUACGAGACCAAAAUCACCCGUGAGUCAAGUAGAUAACGAAGAACCUAUAGAAUUGGCGCAUUAUCCUGAUGCUAUGAAACCAUCGCCUGGCUCUCAGCCACCAAUUGAAAGAGAUGAUUUCCCAGCACCACCAUAUCCUUACACUGAUCCUGAGAGACGAAAACGAUGGUCUGACACAUAUAAGGGUGUACCUGAAUCUGACGAUGAAGAUGAAAUAGAUCAUAAAAGUUACAUCAAGGAAGUGGAGCAAAAAUUAAAAAAAGAGCAUGAUGAGUUGAGUAAAAUUGACACGGGAAUUGCAAAAGUCUUUUUACAAGAUCGAGAGAAAGAUCGGGAGAAUCUUAGAUAUAAAGCAGCUAAUGUUGAUCCUAGAAAUGCCUCGAGAACACCAUCAGCUGCUCGUGAACCGACCUAUCGAUUACGAUACGAAAGUCCUGUUGGUGCUUCACCAUCGAGAAAUAUAGAUCACGCUAGACCCUGGGAAGAUGAAGACGGUCUUAGUUAUAAAUCAAGUGGGCCAAGUUACAAUGCUGGGAGAUCAUCGACUCGUUCCCCGGCUCCCAGAAACUAUCCAACUAUUGGUUCACAUCGCGCCUUCACUCUUCCGAAUGCUACUAGAGAUUAUAAUUCGGUGAUUGUGAGCUCUCUUCGGCACAUCCCAAAACCGGGAUAUGGUCUGGCACCGCGAAGUCACACCUUCUCUUCAACAGGCGGUUCAGUUUCUGCUCUCCCUGGCGAUUACUCAUUCAGCGGGAUGGGCGACAAGACGCACAGCACUGAUUUCUCUUCUGGCAAGUCUGAUAUAUCAACAGGCAGCAUCACGGAUGUGGACCGGCGGGCACUGAAUGACGGUGGAAUCUUGCCAUCAUCAACCACCUACACAGGAGGAUUAGGAUCGGUAGUUGUGGGUCACAGUGGUCAUCAUGUGAGACGUUCUUUACCGGAUAUGGGUGCAGCACCUACCGAACCUCCAAAACUUUAUCCUUAUCACCUGCUCACGAUCACAAAUUAUCGAUUGCCCGCUGACGUUGAUCGCUGCAAUCUCGAGCGGCAUUUAUCUGACGUUGAAUUUCAACAUACACUACAAUGCUCUCGUGCUGAAUUCUACAGACUGCCACAAUGGCGUCGCAACGAAAUCAAAAGGCGUGCACGUUUAUUCUAACUGCUUUUUUCGCAGUUGUUCUCGUUUUUUUUUUUUUUUUUUAAUUACCAAAAGCGCCGUAUCACCGUAUCGGUACAGGGUAAACAUUCCUUCAAAAGCAAUUAUUAUUGUUUAUCACUUAAAACAUUAUAUUAUUCAUCGAUUCACACUUGGCACGAAAACUUUUUAUCACUGCAUUGUUGCUAAAAAAUUAAAGAUGAAGAAAAUAGCAAAACACAAAAAAAAGAAGGAAACCCCGUUCCGAAUAAUACUGCCGUUUAACAUUUAAAAAAAAAAUCGAGUCAAAAGUGUUGUCAAUUUUAAUAUUGUUUUACUCCCUUUUUAUAAAUAUUUAUAAAAAUUGAAUAAAAUUGCUGAUAAACUUCAGCAAAGUAUGUAGAAUUUUUCUAAUGAAACAUAUAGGAAAACUUUAUCCUUUUAUUAAGGAAAAAAAACGAAAAUUAGCUUUUUCAGAAUUUAUUUAAAUUUUCCUAAACAAGCACAAGUAUCAAAGUGAUGUUUAGAUUAAUGGAGACAAAAAUAUACAUUGAAAACUAUGUACAUUUAUAUUAGAAAUAAGUUUCUAAUUGCCUAAAAAAAAAUCCAUAUUAGUAUAUUAUUAUUAUUAUUAUUAAAAAAUAAAGGUAAAAAUUUGUUUUACCUUGAGAUUUUGGACAACGCAAAACCUUAAACUACGUCGAAGUUUUAUUAACUUUGUAAUAUUAUUGAUUUGUACUUUAAAAUAAUGAGAGCAGAGUGUAUUUUCUUCGUGGAAAGAAACGCUCAUUUAGAAACUAGAUCUCAUCAUCCAAUUGAGUUUUGAGUUUUUAAUUUUAUGCAAAACUACCACGUGACUCGUUUUACAACUCAAGCGCUGAUGAUGUUUUUUUUUUGACAAUGGCAGAAAAGGGGACGUGCUUGUUGCAAUAUAUUAUUGUAAAUAAGAACAAAAAUAUCAAAAAGAAAAUGAAAAAAGUAAAACCUAUAAAAAAAAUAUCUAUCAAUUAAAGAGCAAAAACUCAACACUUAAACUUGCUUAGUUCAGUCACGAAUAUAUUCAUACUCCAUGAGAUGUUUAUUACUUCGUUAAAUUACAGAUGAAAAAAAAGCAGAAAAAAUAAAAAAAAAAACUACUACGAUUUAAACAUUUUAAUAAACUAUUAUUGUAUUAUUAUAUUUUACUAUAAGCGAAAAUAGCAAGUACAAUUUAAGUAGCUAGGAGCCGUAUAGCUUUCUAAAAUGAGAAUAGUUUAUAUAUAUAUAUAUUAUACAUAAUUAUUAUAUCUGUAUGAAAUUUAUUAUAAUUGUACCAUCAUCAACGCGCGCAGUCAAAUUUUCACUUUUUAUCUCUGUUUUAAGAUGCGAAUUACAUGGAUUGUGCCCUUGUUUUUCUCUAUGAACACUGCGCGAUUUUUAAUUAGAAAAAAAAAGCAAUGACUUUAGAUGCAUGAAACAAAGAAAUUGUUUUUAAAAAUGAAAAUAGUGUGGAGAGAAGGAAGAGAAAAAAAAUAAAUAAAUGAUAGAGAAUAAAAUAAAACAAAUCGAUUGAUAACAAGAAAGAAAAAAAUGAUUUAUAUAAAAUAAAAAUCAAUUUUUUGCGUGACAACUUAAACGCAUGUUUAAUUUUGAUCGUACUUUUUUUUCUGCAAAACUUUCCAACGCUAUUCAUUGUUUUUUUUCCACCGUGCCUACGCGUAAAUGUCUUCGGGCAUUUAGAGAAUUUUUUUUUUUUAAUUUUGAAAUUCUUUUCUCAAAUUGUAAAACCUGAUGAGAAAUAGUGAAAUGAAAAAUAUUGAAUGUUUGAAAACUACUUCCGCUUUUCUGCUUAAACGGCUAAAGCAUGCAUUGUGUUUUGGGCUGAAUUUCUGUGGUAGAUGAUAAUAAUAAUCAAAGUAAUUAUAUUUACGUGUAACAUAUUGUUGACAAAAAAAACAAGCUUUGAAAAAUCUGAUCACAGGUGUACGAUACACGGUGCAACGUUUUAGCUUAUCCCAUUUAAAAAAAAAAAAAAUUUACCUGUGUAUUUUUCUGUUGUAUAAAAAGCACAUCGCUUCCGCUAGUCCCUAUAAAAUAAAUGCAAACUACUAAGUAGUCAAUUUAA